Messenger RNA from Trichomonas vaginalis G3, 1074 nucleotides. Its product is annotated as spectrin binding. Lineage: Eukaryota; Parabasalia; Trichomonadida; Trichomonadidae. Gene Ontology annotation, molecular function: protein binding. The transcript has a single exon. The coding region runs from base 1 to 1074 and encodes 357 amino acids. The record is from RefSeq and is a predicted model, not a curated record.
AUGGAUGAUGAUUUACAAGCAUUUAUUGCUUUUACAGAGAGAGAAGGAUUUUGUGAAGAUCAAAAAUAUAUGAGCGACUUCUAUCCAGAUUAUGUUUACGCGUAUCGAAAUACCAAUUAUGAUAACAAAUAUUCAUUACUUGAAUUAUGUUGUUAUCACGGGUCUGUUAAUUGUUUUAAGUUUUUAAGAACAAAAUUUAACUCAAAAAUUACUCAUUGCUGUGGUCAAUAUUCAUUUUUGAGCGGGAAUCCAGACAUUAUUGCCGAAUGCAUAAAUAAUCAGGACGAUUUUUUCAUAUAUUUUUAUUCCAUGCCAUAUGCGAUCAUUUCACAUAAUAUUGACUUUAUUUCUUUCUUGGUCAAUGAGAAAGAACAAACUAUUGAUUUAGGAUCUUGUAUUGAAUAUAAUAAUAUCUUAGCAUUUUUGGUACAUUUGGAUCAAUCUAAAACUAUCGGCGAACAUUUUCCUGCUUCAAUUCAUUUCAACAUCAAAGGUCUCUGGGGAUAUCUUCUUUCACAUGGCGCAGAUCCUAAUGCUACAACAACUGAUAAGUUAACAGCUCUUCAUUUAUCAAUUCUUGAAAAAAACACGCAAAGAGUACAAUUUCUUAUUGCACAUGGUGCCAAUGUUAACGUAUUUGAUUCUAAUUUUAGAACCCCACUUCAUUAUGCUAUAGAAAAUAACUGCCUAGAAAUAGCAAAAAUUCUUAUAUCAGGUGGUGCAAAAAUAAAUGUUAAUGAUAAAAAUUGUCAAACUCCACUUCAUUAUGCAGCUCGAGCUAAUGCGAAGGAAAUUGCCUCAUUACUCAUUUCACAUGGUGCACUUAUCAACGAUCUUGAUAACAAACAUAUGCCGCCUAUUAAAGUUGCAGCAUUACAUAAUAGCAAAGAAACACUAGAAUUCCUUUUGUCACAAGGCGCUUCAACCCAAACAUUAUGGACUGAGAAAACAACUCUACUUAUGUAUGCUGCGAUGGGGAAUAGUAAAGAAACAGCAGAUUUCCUUAUUUCUCAUGGAGCUGAUGUCAACGCCAGUAAUGUAGGGAUGCGACGGUUUUACGCCAUGACCGUUUAA